Messenger RNA from Triticum turgidum subsp. durum (durum wheat), 1641 nucleotides. The record is from the annotation of a GenBank genome assembly. Lineage: Eukaryota; Viridiplantae; Streptophyta; Magnoliopsida; Poales; Poaceae.
AUGAAACGAGCAGAAAGAGUGGCUGGCUUCGUCGGAGACUCGGAGUCAACCUUCUUCUCUGUCAGGGGCUCGGAGCCAAACCCCAUUGCAGGAAUCGCCAAGCAGCAAACAAUGGGCAGCCCUGCCGCCAUCCUCCUCGCCGUGCUACUCGCCGUGCUCGCAUACGUGCUUCGCGUGCUCCGCAGCCUCGUGUGGGUCCCGCACCGACUGGAGCGCCGCCUGCGGCGGCAGGGCAUCCGGGGGCCUCCGCGCAGGCUCAUCUCCGGAAACGGGGCCGACUACGGCGCCCUUCUCGCCGCCGCCCAGUCCAAGCCGCUCGCCUCCUUCCACCACGCCAUCGUCGGCCGCGUCGCGCCGCACUACCGCGAGUGGGCGGCGCGGUACGGCCGGCCGUUUGUGUUCUGGUUCGGGCCCCGGUCGUGGCUGGUGUUCUCCAGCCCGGAAGUCGCCAAGGCCGCGCUGAACGACUCCACGGGGACCUUCGAUAAGGCUGGCAACGGCGGCGGCGGCAACCCGCUCGCUCGGCAGCUCAUCGGCGAGGGGCUGGUGGGGCUCACCGGGGAGAAGUGGGCGCACCACCGCCGCGUGAUCUCGCCCGCCUUCAACAUGGAGAGGGUCAAGGGCUGGAUACCAGAAAUGUCAGCAAUUGCCUCAUCCAUGCUGGAUAAAUGGGAAGUCCAAGGAGGAACCCACACUGAGUUUGAGAUUGAUGCAAGUAAAGAAUUCCAAACUUUGAGUUCUGAUGUCAUUUCCUGUGUGGCAUUUGGAAGUAGCUACGAGGAAGGAAAGCGGAUUUUUCAAUUGCAAGAAGAACAGAUAAAACUAGCCCUCAUUGCAAUGAGAACCUUCUACUUUCCUGGAUUCAGGUUUGUACCGACAAAGAAGAACCGAAGAAGGCAUAGCCUAAACCAGGAAAUCCGAAGUUCUCUGCGGAAAUUGAUUGAGACCAAUGGAAGGAAGUGUGAGGACUCCAAAAAUUUGCUUGGCUUGAUGCUAUCAGCCAGCAAAACUGACAACGAGUUCAAAAUGGGAAUCGAAGAGAUCAUUGAUGAGUGCAAGACAUUUUACUUUGCUGGUAAGGAAACAACCGCAAAUUUGUUGACAUGGGCAACACUUCUGCUGGCAUUGCAUAAAGAAUGGCAAGACAAAGCCCGCGACGAAGUCUAUCAAGUGUGUGGCAAGCACAAGCACCCAAACGCGGAAAAUCUGAGCAGUCUCAAAAUUGUAAAUAUGGUGUUGAAGGAGACCCUCAGGCUGUAUCCUCCAGCUCUGUUCGUUAACAGGACAGUCACUAGGGAUGUGAAGCUGGGCAAACUCGACAUCCCUGCAGGCACGCAGCUCAAUCUGCCUAUUAUUGACAUUCACCAUGAUGUCGACAUAUGGGGAGCUAAUGCGGAGGAGUUCGAUCCAUCGAGGUUUGCAGAUGGCAAGAGCUACCACCUUGGCGCGUACUUCCCCUUUGGGAUUGGCCCUGCCAUCUGUGUUGGGCAGAAUCUCGCGAUGGUUGAGGCAAAGCUGGCGCUUGCAAUGGUCCUCCAACGGUUUGCGCUUGAUGUCUCGACGUCCUAUGUUCAUGCGCCGAUGAAGGUGAUGACCCUCCAACCCCAGUACGGUGCUCAACUUCUUGUCCACAAGAUCUGA